AUGUGGCUCAAAUGCUGCUUGCUUCUUAUGUACAUUUUGCUACUUUUUGUACUGUCCCGAAUUCUGGAGGCCAUAUCAUGGUGUGAGUCUAGCUACAGUGGAGCCUUGUCGCGCCAUCUGCUGGAUCCAAUGGUUCUGUCAGUGGCCAGACUGAAGGCUUUGUUGGAACAACGGGGUGUCAGUUAUGACAAUGUAGUGGAGAAAUCAGAACUUACCAAUUUGGUUGAGACCUCAGGCCAUGUCAGCGCCGAAGAAGUUGAAAUGUCUCAGGUUGAUCAGACAACAUCUUCCGAGACCAAUUUUACUUCUGGAGCUCACUUCAUUGAGCAGGUUGAGGAUGCCAAGGACAGCGUGUGGCUGGUGCAGGUCGUGUCUGAUAACAGAAAGUUUCGAAUCAUGAGUAGCAGAGGAUGGAGGGCUAUAAGAGAGAAGGCUUCCAGGUUUGGGAUUCGCACUGGAUAUCUUGACUGUUCCUUGGAUGUGAGAUACUGUAGACAGAAAGGAUGGAGAUCUCCUUUCCUGCUACUGGCCCUCCCAAGUCAGUUUGAAAAGAAAGCUAGCGUCACCAUGUACAAUUACUCUGGAUCUGUAAAAGAAACUGCUGUGUUUCAAUGGGUGCGGGAUAAGUUGGAUGAAAGAAUUCUGCGAAUAACAAAUGCAACGCUGUUUCAUCAGGAGUGGCAGGACUUUUCGAAGAGUUCCUUAGAUCCAGAAGUUCGGAUGGUUCUGUUUACAAAGUUAAAUUCAGCACCUCUUUUCUAUUCAGCUCUCAGUGUGAAGUUUCCUGGCAGAGUCAAGUUCGGGCUAGUCUCUCUCAAAACGGAUGACACGUUUAAUACAUUUUGGAAGCAUAUUCUAGGGAAAGAACAGUUUAGUGAAAUUCCAACCUAUGUGACUUACACUGUAGAAAAGAACUAUACAUAUGGAUUACGACCAGGCGAACUAUACACCUUUCUCAGCAUGGAACAGUUUCUGAAGUUUCUAUACCCCUGUCUUAAUGAUAUCUUUAUAGUUAGUUUCUGUGUGGCAAAUUUCCUGUCCUGGUUUGAACUCUUUACAUCUAACUGUAGCAUAUUGAGAAGAUUUCGUAAAUUUAUUUGGUGCAUGUUUAAGUAUAACAUUGCAGUUAUAAUGCUGUGGUUACCAGUAAUAGGAAUUUUUCAGAUGCCUUACUUAGAUCGCGUGCCACUUGCAGCGUUAAAGAUUGCCAGGAUUUUGAGUACGUCCCAGAUUGGUAUUAUAUUACGUGGUGAUUGUCAGUUUUUCUUGAGUCACCCUUUUUAUAUUCUUGUAAGUUUUACUUUAUACCUGAUCCUAGUUACUUACUUAUGCAAGAAAUAUACCCCAGUGGAACAAGACGAAGAGACUUGGUUUAACUUUAGCUUCAUGAGAACACAUGCUUACCUUCGACCAAAUGACAUUUUUCAACCAAUGGGAAUGAGCGGGUAUGAUCUGCUUGGUGGAUUAGAUGUUUUUGCUUCACGGAUAUCCCAGACCUCCCUUUGGCUGCACCCUACCAUUUCUUUAGAUUACAUUAAACAUCUUCCUACUUGGCGUUACUGCCCGGUGCCUUUAUCAGAAAGAGCUGCAGGGAAUUCUGGAAAAGUUGAGGUGGCAAUGAAUACAGCUUCAGGAACUGUUGGGUUGACUUCUGUUAGUAGCAGAAAGGAGCUUUUCAAGCCAGAACAGAAAUAUUCUGGUGACAGACAAUCAGAGCAAGUGAAUUCAUCAGAAAAGUGUUCUUCUGCAGUUGGAAAUGUAGAUGGCCAAACAGUAUGUUCCUGUAUCCAAGCUUCUUGUAAUAUAAACAUUCAGGCAGCUCACGGAGGCCAUCAUUCAUGCAAAUGUUUCCACAAUGAUAAUUCUUCUGACUUGACAGCCGGUUCCUUGAGCAAGCAAAGUUUAGAUACUGCUACUUGUACAGCACCAGCCAACACAUCAGCAGCGGUUCAGGAUCAUCCAUGUCUUCACACUCGUGGUCAUCACAGUGAAAGCAGUGAUCUUCCUAGAGCACCUUGCACUAGCACUCACUCAUCCAAACCCAAAACUUGUGAUAUAAUUCAUGAUAUCAAAAACAGCAUUGCUUCAGAAUCUCUCCAAACAUCUUCAGCUUGUUCUGGAGCUACCACUCUUGCAACAGACAAAGAUGUAGUUCCUACCAGUUCAAAUUCCUCAGUUGGCAAUGGGUUUCCUUCAGGUUACUUAGAGAGUCUUCAGUGUGUCAUAUGCCUGGAUGAAUACGCCCCAUUGACAAUGCUGUGUGGAUUGCCCUGUGGCCAUGUCUUCCAUGAGAGUUGUAUUAUCUCCUGGUUAAACAGAGAGAAACACUUCUGCCCCAUGUGCCGUUGGCCAUCUUACAAACUUCAUCCAAAUCACAUUUAG
This is a messenger RNA of Candidula unifasciata, 2382 nucleotides long. Lineage: Eukaryota; Metazoa; Mollusca; Gastropoda; Stylommatophora; Geomitridae. The record is from the annotation of a GenBank genome assembly.